UUUUAUCCAACCUGAGUCACACAUAUCGGGAUUAAUAAUAUUCAUAUUUAGGGUGGACUCCCCAUUAAAUUCCGCGCUGAGAGGAGUCAGCACAGAUCAUCAGACAUCAGAGAAGAAGCUCGGCCUCAGCAGCUCACACAAGCGGGAAUAAUGGACUGAUAAAUAUCACUGUUUUGGGCGAUGUUCAGAUUUGUUUGCCAUGGAAACAGAUAUGAUACCAAAAUUCUCCUCGAAAGAAGAGGAAAUUAACUUCUGGAAGGCUCUUUCUCUCAAGUACAAGAACGGCUGUCAGGAGGCGCAGGAGGAGCUGCUGGAGUUUCAGGAGGGGAGCCGGGAGCUGGAGGCCGAGCUGGAGGCACAGCUGGGCCAGGCCGAGCACCGCAUGAAGGACCUGCAGUCGGAGAACCACAGACUCAAGAGUGAGGUGGACUCGCUCAAGGAGAGGUUUGAGCAGCAGUACUCUCAGAGCUACAAGCAGAUCUCCAUGCUGGAGGACGACCUCGGCCAGACACGCAGCAUCAAAGAUCAGCUCCACAAAUACGUCCGGGAGCUGGAGCAGUCCAACGAUGACCUGGAGAGAGCCAAAAGAGCUACCAUCGUGUCUCUGGAGAACUUCGAGCAGCGUAUGAACCUCGCGAUCGAGAGGAACGCCUUCCUGGAGAGCGAGCUGGAUGAGAAGGAGUCUCUUCUUUUCUCUGUGCAAAGAUUUAAGGAUGAAGCCAGAGAUUUGCGGCAGGAGCUGGCUGUACGAGAGAGGAACACAGAUGUGAGCAGGAUGUCCGCCCUGAGCUCCCCCACAGAGGACACUGAGAAGAUGGACACGGCUGUCCAGGCCUCCCUCUCUCUGCCUGCAACCCCAAUGGAGAAAGGUCUGGACAACGCCUUCGCCAACCCCACAGGUCUAUCAAACGGCUUUGGCAGCAACACUCCGUUGACUCCUUCUGCCAGAAUAUCAGCCCUCAACAUCGUCAGUGAUUUACUGCGGAAAGUCGGGGCUCUGGAGUCGAAGCUGGCCGCCUGCAGGAACUUUGCCAAGGACCAGAAAGCGAGGAAGGCGUACACUCUGGACAACGGCAACGUGCUCAACGCAAACACGGCUAACUACUCACAAUCACUCCACACGUCGUAUUUUGACAAAGCCAGGACAGAGAAGGUCACAUUCCCCUCAUUGAUCCUGGGUAAUGACGGCUCCUCCCUGAGUGUCGGGGUACACUAACGCAUGCUGCUGCUGAUUAGAACAAACCUCUUUCUCCGUGUAGAGCUCAUAGACAUUAACCAAGACUGCGGGCUAGAAGAUGACUCCCCAGCCACUAACUUUGUGAUUGUGGUGGUGGGGAAAUGUAAUGGUGCUGGAAUAUUUCUAAUGUCUCUCUAACUCUAAGCUGACUGAAUAGAUCUCUUUCCUACUAGUGUGAGUUGUUGUUUGUUUUGAUCCUACAUAUAACCAUUUAUUAUUAACAAAGAGUUUUAAACUUAACAGAGUCCUUUUUAGUUUUCUACGUUUGAUUAUACCUAAGGAUAAAAGCAGUUUAAUUGCAAUUAUAAGACAGUAGGAUAGUAAAUAUUGCUGGCCGUUGCUUUAUUUUAUAUCAUCAUAAGAUUUUAUUUGUUCAAAUAUGGGUACGUCUGGUGACAGCUGGAUUUGAAUAAUUAAAAAAAGGCAUUUGUCACGUGAAGUCUUCUUUGAGCGAAAUGCUAAAAUACUCACAAUGACAAUGCUAACAUGCUGAUGUGUAUGCAUGCUGAGAUGUAAGCACAGAGUGUGGAGUGCUGAUGUGUACGUUUUGCAGGUAUAAAGUCAUAAAUCAAAGUAUUGAAUCGGAAAAAAUAGCGACUUUCACUCCAAACCAAAAUUGUACCUCAUAGUAUGCUGGAGGAGAAGUCGAGGAAUCACCUACAGUAAGUCAGUAGGAUCCAUCCUUUGGGAUCCAUCAAUAUUUUAAGUUUUACACCAAUACAUCCAAAAGUUGGUAUAUUUAGAUCACGACAACAUUUUGUGGACUGACAAUGCAGUUGGUGUGGCUAAAAAAGGCUUAGUACCAAAGAUAAAGAAGCUAUUCACUGUUUUUAUUAACAAACAGGAUGAAAUAGUGCAUUUGUUGGGGACUAUUUUCAGCAACGGAUUAAUCCACCGUUGGCAAUAUGACACAGAGGAAGAAUAUACAUUUAGUUCAAUCUAAAUAUUCCUUAAAACUUAAUCAGAUGUUUUAUGCACUUUGUAUGCUGCUUGUAUCUGCAGUGUGUUGUUGUGUGAGGUGGAUAGUGAGAGCAGAGGCUGACAGCGUGAUGAUGUGACUGUUUCUGCUGUGUGAGGGAGAACUACAGAGGCAGAGUCUGCAUAUUGAGAUAAAUACACAACACGGUCAUUGUCCUUCUGCUAUCAGAGCAGGGCGUUUGAUAUGUACACCACUAACCUUCAGGAAGGUCAGGAGAUGCCUCUCGUCUUACUGAUCGUAAUAGAGGGAAGUGUAAUUAGAAUAGGGCUUAGGGCUUGAUACCUUUUUGAUCAAUAGCCAAAGUGUUCAUGUAUUCAUUGAUCAGGUAUUUCAUGAUCUAAAAUAUAGAACUUCUCAACCUUUUAGACAAUGGUUUUGUAACACUGAUGUAUAUAGAAGUUUGGCAUACUUUGAAUAAUCCUAAAAAAUAAAAUAAAGCUUUUAACUUCGUGAAACUAGGGUAUUAAAAGUGUAAAAUUGCCUUGGUAUUCAGAAACUCUUAGUAGUUCAAACCCGGCCUAUACAUGUUGCUUGCCAAUUUUCUUUAUUUACAUUGUAUUAGGUCGUUCAUUCCAGCUCUGAAUGGUGCGUUCCAGAGUCACGACUCAGGCCUAAAGCAAACAAAGGGAUUCUGGUCAUAGUUGGACUGCGAGCGACAGAAGAAACCAGUGUAACCGGUCAGAUAGGAUAACGCUGCAGCUUCCUUUCCACUUUCUGCAUUUGAGUUCCAUUUUUAGCUUCAGACACAUAACUUUGUUUGAAAUGCGUCAUCUCUGUCUACUAGCUGCAGGCUCCUCUGUGUAUAAGAUGGAGACAUUAAGAAGGGAUAUAUCCCACAAUUUAAGCAGUUUUUUCUUUUAUUUCCAAUUUCUUUCCCUUUUAUUACGGGAGUUAAAUUCUGCCAGGAAAAUAACAUUUUUUAAAACUGUCAUUACCAUCAUAAUACUAACUUAGUUUUCAAUCAUGAUUUGUCACAUGAAAUCAUAUCCAUUCAAAGAAACAUAAAACAAAGUCAAAUGCAAUCCCGUCAGUUUUUCAAAAAUACCUCAUGUUACAUUCACAUAAAUAAAAUAAGAUGCAUUUGUGAAAUUAUUUAAACAUUAUUUUUAAUCAAAGUUUAGGGCUUGUUUUUUUUAUUUUAUACACAAGUUAUGUAUCUAUCUCUAGAAAAUAAUGAGUAUUUUUAUUUUUGUCAUUCCUACAUUUUCCUGGCAGAAAUGGGCUUCCAUAAUUAUCAGCUUGUUUAAUCAUAACUGCCUUAAUGAAGUGGUAUUCGAUGAAAUGUUAUGGAGGCUUUGCCUAAUACGUCCUGUUGGUAUGACAGUGGCUGGUUAAGGUCAUUUGUGCAACACUGUUCUUUCUGAGACCUUCCUGGUUUAAUGUAACUCUUGUAACUGUUUUUGCAGCAGGCCGGUGAAUGGACUGAAGCCUGGUACCCUGACGGCCAUCACCGCCCCCCCCGCUGCCUCGUCCCAGGGCUUAGUGCCUCUCGCUGUUUGACGGUAAACCCAAUGCAUCGUCCUUCCAAUUGAAAAUCACAUCUAUGAAGACAAGGCCUCAGACAAAUACUGUAAAACGUUAUUGAUGUACUGUUGUACCCCUCUCUGUUGUUCUGACCUGAUACACUGUACUUAUGGGUCGCUGUCUGUAUAUUUCAUGUUACUGUAUCUGCUGUUUGCUCACUGGCUUGUACAAAGAUCUACUCUUCACAAAUGUAAAGAUUUACUAGGAUCUCACCCUGAAUUGCGAAAUAUGUGCACCUUAUCAGCCUAAAAGCAUGGAUUGAUUACUGAUCAGGCUUACAGGCCAUAGGGUCAGGUUUCAGGUGUUCGACCAGGAAGAGACUCAAAAUGACCACAAAGAAACAUGAGGGGACUACAACGAGACACCAAACAACUACAACGAGACACCAAACAACUACAACGAGACACCAAACAACUACAACGAGACACCAAACAACUACAACGAGACACCAAACAACUACGAGACACCAAACAACUACAACGAGACACCAAACAACUACGAGACACCAAACAACUACAACGAGACACCAAACAACUACGAAGAGACACCAAACAACUACAACGAGACACCAAACUAUGAGCCUUAAAAUGAGUCGAGACAAAAACCAACAACAAAGUGAUACCAAAUAAAUACACAAAUAUUUUAAAUGACUACAAAGAGAAACAACUACAAGAGACACAAAUCUAAAAAAAUUACAAAGACAAACAAAUCAACUUCAAAGACACACAAAUGAUCCAAGAGCAAACUUUAACUUCAGAGACUUAAACAUUUACAAAGCAACU
Gymnodraco acuticeps is the source of this 4522-nucleotide messenger RNA. It is a transcript of the gene ndel1a, whose product is annotated as nudE neurodevelopment protein 1-like 1a. NCBI's taxonomy places the organism in Eukaryota, Metazoa, Chordata, Actinopteri, Perciformes, Bathydraconidae. The coding region runs from base 200 to 1216 and encodes 338 amino acids. Gene Ontology annotation, biological process: mitotic centrosome separation; centrosome localization; regulation of neuron projection development. Gene Ontology annotation, cellular component: kinesin complex; centrosome; kinetochore. The transcript has 9 exons. The record is from RefSeq and is a predicted model, not a curated record. Gene Ontology annotation, molecular function: microtubule binding.